AUGCCCAGCGCGGUCGACACCGACUCAUGGAAGCAGCAGCUGAAGGGGGCGCGCGCUGACGUGGAGGCCCUCAUCCGCGCGACACACGCCAACCCCAUCCUCAUCAGGCUGGCGUGGCACGACAGCGGGACCUUUGACGAGAACAUCAAGCAGGCCUGGCCCAAGCCUGGCGGCGCGACCGCCUCCAUCCGCUUCAACCCGGAGAUCGGCCACGGCGCCAACGCCGGCCUGCAGGCGGCCCUGGACCUGGUGGAGCCCGUCAAGCAGAAGUACCCCCUGGUGUCGUACGCUGACCUGUACCAGAUGGCCAGCGCCAUCGGCGUCGAGAUUGCGGGCGGCCCCGCCAUCCCGCUGCGCUACGGCCGCGUGGACGUGGAGAGCCCGGAGGACUGCGCGCCCGAGGGCCGCCUGCCGUCGGCGGGGCACCCCUUCAGCGACGGCAGCAAGACGCCCGCCGACCACCUGCGCAAGAUCUUCUACCGCAUGGGCCUGAACGACAAGGACAUUGUGGCCCUGUCCGGCGCCCACACCCUCGGCCGCUCGCGCCCCGAGCGCUCCGGCUGGGGCAAGGAGGAGACGAAGUACACCACGGCGCCCAACAACCCACCGGGCAGCGCCCCCGGCGGCCAGUCCUGGACCGCCAACUGGCUCACCUUUGACAACUCCUACUUUGUCGAGGUGAAGGCCAAGCGUGACGCAGACCUGCUGAUCCUGCCGACCGACGCGGCCGUGUUUGAGGACGAGGGCUUCAGGCAGUACGCUGAGAAGUACGCUGAGGACCAGGAUGCAUUCUUCAAGGAUUACGUCGAGUCGCACCUUAAGCUGUCUGAGCUGGGCUCAAAGUUCACCGAGGGCACCAAGGUCACACUCGAGUGA
Molecule: messenger RNA, 876 nt
Organism: Monoraphidium neglectum
Lineage: Eukaryota; Viridiplantae; Chlorophyta; Chlorophyceae; Sphaeropleales; Selenastraceae
Exons: 10
Coding region: 1-876 (291 amino acids)
Biological process (GO): response to reactive oxygen species; cellular response to oxidative stress; hydrogen peroxide catabolic process
Molecular function (GO): peroxidase activity; heme binding
Source: RefSeq, a predicted model, not a curated record